AUGUCACAAAGGAGAAAGGUACCAGAAGGAACGUUAUGCCUGGUUUGUGGAGAUAAAGCUACUGGAUAUCAUUAUGGAGUUGCUAGUUGUAAUGGAUGUAAAACUUUUUUUCGAAGGACAAUUGUAACGUCACAGAAAUUUGUAUGUCAAUAUAAUGGUGAAUGUGAUAUUAAUAAGAAUGUUAGAUGUGCUUGCCGCCAUUGUCGCUUUAAUAAAUGUAUCGCUGUAGGAAUGGAUGUUAAUGCCAUACAAAAUGAUAGGGAUAAAUUAGUAGGAACUAAAAAAAUAUCUGAUGUAGAACCUUCAAAAAUAAAUAAUAAAGGAAAUUUAGUUAAUAUAAUCAAUGAUGGAUUUGAUAUGUCAUUUGGUAAUGAGGUAUUUCAAAGUCCAGAUUCAUCUACUGAAGGUAUUUGUAGUGAUAAUAUUUUACAACUUGAAGAAAUUGAAGAUAUGUGUAAUAAAUUGAGAAGUAAGGCAUUUCCUGACAAGUCAACUGCUAAAGAAAUUUUAAAAAAAAAUACAUUACUGUAUGCUCUAGAUACUCUUGAUGAAGAUACUGAAACAUUUUUUAAAAAGUUAUAUCCUGCCUCAAUGAAUGAUGUUCGUUUUUGGAAUAUUCGUGAAUUAAGAAUAUGUUUAGAAUGGGUUAAAUUAUUUAAUGAAUUUAAUAUACUUCAUGAGCAUGAUAAAUUUGCUUUAUUACACAAUUUUUCAUUUACUUUUAAUAUUCUUAAUAGGGUUUAUUAUUCUCUUCAUGAUGAUCCAGAUAGAAUAAUUUAUCCAAAUGGUGCUUAUAUAUUAAGGAGUCCUCAAGUUGGUAUUAUGAUACCUGGAUGUAGAUCUAUCUAUCAUAGGCAGAUGGAUGAAAUUAUGAAUCCAUUAAGAAAAUUAAAAGUUGAUUUAAAAGAAUUUUCUACCUUUAAAUAUAUAUUAUUUUUUAAUCCGAAUGCUCCUGAUUUAAGUUCUCAUGCCAAAGAGAUUGUUGAAGGGACAAGAGAUACAUAUGUUAAAGAUUUAUAUAAUUAUAUGAUAAAAAAAAAUGGUGUUGCUGAGGGUGGAAUGAGAUAUGCAAAAUUAUUUUUAAUGACUAAUUCUAUUCAACAAAUUAUUGCUCAAAAUGAAGAAAAUAUGCAGGUUAUGGAUGUAUUUGGUCAUUUUUGGACCAUAGAUAGUUUUGUCAGGGAAUUAACAAUGAAACAAAAAUCAUAA
Molecule: messenger RNA, 1209 nt
Organism: Strongyloides ratti
Lineage: Eukaryota; Metazoa; Nematoda; Chromadorea; Rhabditida; Strongyloididae
Product: Transcription factor HNF-4 homolog
Exons: 5
Coding region: 1-1209 (402 amino acids)
Biological process (GO): cell differentiation; anatomical structure development; regulation of transcription by RNA polymerase II
Molecular function (GO): RNA polymerase II cis-regulatory region sequence-specific DNA binding; zinc ion binding; nuclear receptor activity
Source: RefSeq, a predicted model, not a curated record